Salvelinus namaycush (lake trout) is the source of this 498-nucleotide messenger RNA. RefSeq names its product LIM domain transcription factor LMO4.1-like. Lineage: Eukaryota; Metazoa; Chordata; Actinopteri; Salmoniformes; Salmonidae. The transcript has 3 exons. Bases 1 to 498 code for a protein of 165 amino acids. The record is from RefSeq and is a predicted model, not a curated record.
AUGGUGAACAGUCAGGUGGGCGGUGGUGUGGCGUCAGCCCCCAGGUCGUGUGCUGGAUGCGGGGGAAAGAUCGCUGACCGCUUCCUGCUCUUCUCCAUGGAGCGCUACUGGCACACACGCUGCCUCAAUUGCUCCUGCUGCCACGCACACCUGGGCGACAUCGGCACCACCUGCUACAGUAAAGGAGGCAUGAUCCUGUGUAGGAGCGACUAUAUCAGGUUGUUCGGGCACAGUGGGGCAUGCAGCACCUGUGGCCAGUCCAUCCCGGCUAAUGAGAUGGUGAUGAGGGCACAGGGCAAUGUGUAUCAUCUCAAGUGUUUCACAUGUGCCACCUGUAGAAACCGACUGGUGCCAGGCGACCACUUCCACUAUGUCAACGGCACCAUCUUCUGUGAGCACGACCGGCCAGGGGGUGCACUGCUCAGCAGCCACCUGCCCCCACUGCAGAGCAACCCUGUGUUGUCUGACCAGAAGGUGAAAGAGGGACCAGGACCAUGA